AUGAGUGAAAACAAGCAACAAGAAACCCGCAUUGAACGUGUUGUUGUCUGGGAAGGAGAAUGGGCUCCAGUCAGACGAUUCUUCCACAGCCUGUUAGUUUUGAAGGAUUGUACUGUUAAGAAGACUACCUCUACAAUUGAUGCCACUUCUAAAUUCGUCACUGAAACAAAGGAUAAUACUGUUAAAACUACUGAAUCAACAAUAGAAUCAACUCUCAAGUGGAAGGAUUCUAAUCCACAAUUUGUCAUUCCUGGACUUGCUCUCUUAGCUAUUCCAUUCAAUCUCCAACCAAAAGCCGCCAUUAGAAAUUAUGCUUUGGCUGCUGCUUUUGUCUCUGCUGUUGUCUAUCCAAAGAUCUUUGUUGGAGCAUUCUACAAGCCAAGAGAAUUGUUUGAAGGCAUGUUUGUUAAUUAUCAAAAACAACAAGAUUUGAAGAAGGAACAAUUAGAACAAUCCAUCAAACAACAACAAGAAGUUCAACAAGUUAUUAAUACAUCAUCCGAUAAUACUACUAAACCUGUGGAAGUUACUAUAGUGGAAGAACCACCAAAAGCCGACACUAUUAACACACAAUUUUCGGAACAAACAUCAGUUGAGGAAAAUAAGGUUUAA
Molecule: messenger RNA, 612 nt
Organism: Naegleria gruberi
Lineage: Eukaryota; Heterolobosea; Eutetramitea; Acrasida; Naegleriidae
Exons: 2
Coding region: 1-612 (203 amino acids)
Source: RefSeq, a predicted model, not a curated record